AUGUACCGGCAAAUAGUCAUUCAUCCCGAUGACCGCUAUUUGCAACAAAUUGUCUGGCGUGAUAACCCUUCAGAACAGCUUCAAGCUUAUCAACUUAACACCGUGACUUACGGCACCUCUAGUGCUCCCUUUUUGGCAACUAGGUGCCUCCAACAAUUAGGCUUAGAGUGUACCGAUGACAAGGUUGCUCAAGUGAUCAUUCACGAUUUUUACGUUGAUGACUUGCUAACGGGAGGGGAUGAUAUUAACGAGGUUACAGAUUUGCGCCGUAAAGUGACUUCCACAUUUGCAUCAGCUCAUAUGGUUUUGCGAAAGUGGAAGUCGAAUGAAUCUCAACUGGUUAGUGAAAAUGAUAUUUCUCCGCUUGAUUUGAAUAUUGGUGGCUUUGAACCGACUAAAACUUUAGGCCUUGGUUGGCAAUCACAUACUGACCAACUUUGUUUCCCUAUAGGAGGGCUAUUCUCAGGUAGAACAAAGUGUGAUAUGUUAUCUGUGAUUUCUCAGAUUUUUGAUCCACUAGGACUUCUAUCUCCCUGUGUAAUUAAGAUGAAAAUGCUUCUUCAACAGUUGUGGCUGCUCAAGCUGUCAUGGGAUGAGCAGUUGACGCCAGAAAUCAGCAAGAUGUGGGCUGAGAUAAUAGUCGAUUUACCUAAAUUAAAUACUCUACGUAUUCCACGUCGUGUUAUUUGUGACUCGCCUAGUUUGUUUGAAUUUCAUAUUUUCUCGGACGCUUCUGAGCGAGCAUAUGGCGCCUGUUUAUAUGUGCGUAGUGUUAAUGAUCAGGGUGAGGUUUUAAUUCAAUUAUUGAUGGCGAAAAGCCGUGUCGCGCAGCUUAAACCUAUAACAAUCCCAAGACUGGAACUUUGUGGUGCACUUGUUGGAGCUCGCCUUUACCAAAAGGUUGUAGCAUCGCUGAGACAACAGGCUAAGCGCACUUUCUUUUGGACAGAUUCGUCCAUCGUGUUAGGAUGGUUAGUGUUACCUAGCAAGCUACAACCCUUUGUCAGAAAUAGGGUUGCUGAAAUAUUAGAGAAGACUGAAAAUUGCGAGUGGAGGCAUGUCCCAACAGAGUGUAAUCCGGCCGAUCAUAUUUCUCGCGGUGUGAGUUGUAAGGAUAUUUCAUCCAUGAGUAAGUGGUGGUCAGGACCUGAAUUUUUAAAGAAAGAGGUCUCUCACUGGCCUGCAAAUUUCUUAAGUAUUAAUCACGAGUUGCCUGAGAUUAAAUCGUCAAAUGUUAUCCUCCACGGAAUACUUCAUUCUAGCAACAAUGAAGAUUUAGGUGGGAAUAAAUUAAUUGAAUUUAAACGCUUUUCUAAAUAUACUAGAUUAAAUCGGACCGUUGCUUAUGUGCUGCGUUUUAUUAAUAAUUGUAGAAAGCAAUCCGUUCACGGUCCUCUAAGCAAUCAAGAGUUGCAAACCGCACUCAAUGUUAUUAUAAGAAUAUCUCAGAGUGAAUCAUUUGAGGAAUACACCAUGUUAAUUAAAAAUAAAAGUUUACCCACUAAAAGUCCGUUGCAUAAAUUUAAUGUAUUUCUCGAUGAUAAUAAAAUAAUGCGUGUUGGAGGGCGUCUUGAAAAUUCCGAUUACUGUUAUGAGAAAAAACAUCCCAUACUUAUACAGUCCACUCAUUAUUUUACCAAAUUGCUCUUCAAUUAUGAGCACAUAAGGUUAAUGCACGCGGGACCACAGCUAAUGUUGGCCACUAUAAGAGAGAUGUACUGGCCGAUUAGAGGUCGUAAUUUGGCCAGAUCUUGUUAUCGACAAUGUGUAAGAUGUAAUAGAAUGAAAGGAAAAACCAUCUCUCCAAUAAUGGGCAACCUACCACACCAACGCAUCCUUUCUGGUUUUCCAUUUCAAAAUAUUGGACUAGACUAUGCGGGACCAAUUCAACCUGUUUCUCGCCAUGGCCGUGGUUGUAAAAUUGUAAAGGUGUAUAUAGCUAUUUUUAUUUGCUUCGCGACUAAGUCAAUUCAUCUUGAAUUAGUGGGUGAUUUAACUAGCAAUACCUUCAUAUUAGCUUUGCGCAGAUUUAUGUCUAGAAGAGGGAAACCUCUUAAUAUUUAUUCGGAUAAUGGUACCUCCUUUGUAGGCGCAUACAAUGACAUUUCAAAAUUUAUUAGGACGUAUUGUAAUUCUUUAUCUGAGGUAAUGGCAAAUGAAGGAAUUAAUUUCCAUUUCAUACCGCCUUAUUCUCCCCAUUUUGCUGGGCUUGCGGAGGCUGGUGUCAAAUGCAUUAAAUAUCAUUUAGUUAGAGUGCUGGGCAAUUGUAAUGUGACUUACGAGGAACUAAAUACCACAUUAAUACAAAUUGAGGCUAUACUUAACUCCAGACCACUCACACCUUUGUCAACGAAUCCUGAAGACUUGCUACCACUAACGCCCGGUCAUUUUUUGAUUGGACGCCCCUUGACUUCCUUGCCGACACCAGACUAUAAAGAUCAUUCCGUAAGCUCUUUAACCCGAUUUCAACGAAUAGAACAAUUACGUCAACAUUUUUGGGCUAGAUGGAGCAAGGAAUAUAUAUCAGAGCUUCAACUGCGGAUGAAAUGGCGUUCCUGUAAAGGCUCUUUGAAGUUAAAUUCACUGGUACUCCUAAAAGAGGAGAAUUCACCGCCAUUAAAGUGGAAGAUGGGUCGCAUCGUCGCAGUCCAUCCAGGCUCGGACGGCGUAUCAAGGGUGGCGGAUAUCAAAACAUCGACUGGUAUAGUUCGCCGAUCAUUUAGCAAAAUUUGUCCGCUUCCUGAACCUGAAGAAUCUGGUUGA
Messenger RNA from Parnassius mnemosyne (clouded apollo), 2763 nucleotides. The record is from the annotation of a GenBank genome assembly. NCBI's taxonomy places the organism in Eukaryota, Metazoa, Arthropoda, Insecta, Lepidoptera, Papilionidae.